CUCAGAUUGUGACUUGAGGAUGGAGAGAGUAAGGGAGGAAGAAGGCGCUGAAAGUCCGCUCGCACAUGCAACUCUCUGAACAAUAAAUGGCAGGCGCUGUGCUGUGUUCUCUUCCGCCAACCGCAGCACUUUGCCUCAGGCAUGGUGUUCUGAAGCCCUCAGCAAAGGGAAGAAAGGCUGCCUUGCAGCCAAAGAUUGAGCCUACGCCCCAUCAUCUUCCACUCUCAAACUCAUUUGGGAACCAGAAUUGUGGUGUUCGUGCUGGCCCAGUCCGUUUGCAAAGCACCAGAACUGCUCAUCGUCAUGGCAAACUGCCGCAAAGCAAUUGCCUUAGCAAACCCCACGAGUUGGCUAGUGAAACGGGUGUUCGUCUGCCUCAGAGUAACAUCCCUCUCAAGAGACGGCAGGUAGUCACAUGUGGAGCAGCAGGAAAGCCAGAUGCCAGUAGUAACCUGGCCCGCAACUUGGAGCUGGAACCGAGCACGAGAGGUCCCAGGAAUCAGGCUGGCAACCAGUUCAACGGCAUCUUCCUGCUACUGAUUCUCAACAUCGGCAUCUAUGUUGCUGAUCAUCUCUUGCACCUGCCUGUGAUGCGCAGCCUGUACCUGAAUCAUGUCCGGCCACAGUGGUGGCAGUUUGUCACGUCCACCUUCUGCCACUUCAACUGGAAUCACCUGUCGAGCAACCUCUUCUUCUUGUACAUAUUCGGCAAGCUCGUGGAGGAAGAGGAAGGCAGCAUCGGUGUCUGGGCAUCGUACCUGGUCACUGGCAUCGGAGCGAACGUCGUCUCGUACCUGCUACUUCCGCACUCCAGCGGGGGCGCGGCAGUUGCGUCGUGCGGGGCCUCGGGGGCUGUCUUUGGUCUCUUUGCCAUCAGUGUCCUUGUCAAGCUAAGCUGGAACUGGCGAAAGAUACUCGAGGUGCUCAUCUUGGGACAGUUCGUGGUUGAAAAGGUCAUUGCUGAAGCUGCAAUGUCGGCUCGCGGCACAAAGGGCCUGCUGUCGGGAGGCAUCAACCACGUUGCACACCUAGCAGGGGCGCUGGUAGGCGUUGCGCUUAUCUACCUGAUCACCAGGUUGCCAGAAGCCGUCUCUAAAGUUACUGACAAGGACCUCCUCGAAUAAGGCGACUUCAGCCUGUGUGCGUCGUUGCAGUCAAUUCUGAUAGAUAGAUCUGGUUCUAGGCUUAGGCCUCCAGAUUGUAGGUAGUCGGCAUACGAUUCCGAUUUCCACAUGUAUAGUCGCUGGCGAUUCACAUGGGGAGCAGCGUGAGGCACUGAGACACAUGGCAGCUCCAGAUGCAUACAUUAAGCUGGCGGCGUUUAAGAUGGUAUAUCGUCGGCACGGCCAUGCACAUUGCCGGCGGCCUAUGUACAUCAUUGUUCAC
Klebsormidium nitens is the source of this 1386-nucleotide messenger RNA. The record is from the annotation of a GenBank genome assembly. Lineage: Eukaryota; Viridiplantae; Streptophyta; Klebsormidiophyceae; Klebsormidiales; Klebsormidiaceae.